Aphis gossypii (cotton aphid) is the source of this 2363-nucleotide messenger RNA. Its product is annotated as proton-coupled amino acid transporter-like protein CG1139. NCBI's taxonomy places the organism in Eukaryota, Metazoa, Arthropoda, Insecta, Hemiptera, Aphididae. Gene Ontology annotation, biological process: amino acid transmembrane transport. Gene Ontology annotation, molecular function: amino acid transmembrane transporter activity. The transcript is spliced from 10 exons. The record is from RefSeq and is a predicted model, not a curated record. Bases 485 to 1954 code for a protein of 489 amino acids. Gene Ontology annotation, cellular component: vacuolar membrane.
GCUGCGAACAGUUUAUCAAAUUAUUUUUUUUCGCGGCCUCGGGAUCACGAUGGUCGGUUUUAUUAUGUUAUGUAAUACUGAUCACAAACCUAAUGCACAGGAAUCCGGUAGAUUAUCGAGUGUUUUUACCAUAAAGUAAUACUACCAAUAAUAAUCAUUCUAUGUCCUAUGGUUUGGAUUCUGUAAAACCAACAGAAAUUGCCGAACACGAUCUUUUAAACAAGUUAAUACUGGCGUGCACGCUGCUCCUAUGUAUUAUAUUGCUUGAAAAAAUCAUACGACAACGAUAACAUAAGUAUAUUAAAUACCUAGUAGUAGUGACAAAAACAACAGCAACGUUUUAACAAGUUGAACAAAUUGCAGCUUGUUAAACCUUGUACAUACUUAAUCGGAAUUUUACAGUGAUCUUUCUGAGAAAAGUGACAAAUUAUCCGUACAAUCGAGAUCAGUUAAAUCUGUAGACGACGAGACUUCUUCACUUUUAAUGAUUGAGAGCGGUAAUAUGGCCAAAGAAAAAUGGAAGUCGGAUUGCGUUAAUAUUCGGUCAAAUGGCAAAAAUGAACAGACAAAAAGAGAAAAUGCCGAACAUAGACUUAGCAUACUGUCUAUAGUCUAUAAUCCUACUGCACAUCCGACGUCUUACCUAAAUACACUGAUAAAUAUGCUGAAAGGAAACGUCGGAUGUGGAAUUUUAGCUAUGGGAGAUGCAUUUAAAAAUGGAGGAUUAUUUUUGUCACCAAUUUUAACAUGUAUCAUUGGAAUUAUUUGUGUUUACAAUCAACAUGUAUUAGUGCAGUGUUCAAAAAGUGUUAAAGAAAAACUUAAAUUACAACAUAAUCCACAAUUUGCUGAGACAGUAGAAUUAUCUUUUCAAUCUGGACCACAGCGAUUUCAAAGUUAUUCAGUUUUUUUUCGGAAUAGUGUAAAUAGUUUUAUAGUCAUCACUCAGUUGGGAUUUUGUUGUGUUUAUAUUCUCUUUGUAUCAAAAUCUAUUCAACAGGUGUUGAGUUGGUAUAACAUACAAUUAGAUGUACACGUUAGUAUAUUAAUAUCAAUGGUGCCUAUAAUGAUUUCAUCACUUAUCAGAAGUUUGAAAUUCAUUGCUCGUUUGUCUGCAGUAGCAAAUAUAUGUAUGCUUGUGGGUUUGGUUGUAAUUUUGUACUAUUGUACUAUUGAUUUACCACCAUUAUCUUCAAGAUCCGCUAUUGCUCAUUGGACAACAAUUCCUCUAUUUUUUGGUACCAGUAUUUUUUCAUUCGAAGGAAUAAGUUUGGUAUUACCAUUAGAGCAAGAAAUGAAAAAACCAAAACAAUUUUCGACUCCAUUCGGAGUAUUAAACGUAGGCAUGGUAAUUGUUACGAGUUUUAUAGUUCUUACCGGUUUUAUGGGGUAUUUAAAAUUUGGGAAUGCAGUACGAGGUAGUCUUACUUUAAAUUUACCAGAAGAAUUUUUGUUAUCUAAAGUCGUAAUUUCAAGUAUGAUGUUUGGUAUCAUAUGCACAUACACAUUACAGUUCUACGUACCAGUUGAAAUUUUAUGGCCAAAAGUCGAACAAAAAUUUGGCCCCUUCAGAUCACCUUUACUUUGGGAAACUGGUUUACGUGUAAUACUGGUGCUUAUUACUUUCAUCGCGGCAGACGUGAUACCGCACCUGAGCCUGUUCAUAUCGAUGAUGGGUGCCGUGGCCAGCACGUUCCUGGCGCUGAUAUUCCCGCCGCUGUGCCAUAUGGCAGUUACCAGUGCCGACGACGGCGGCAACGGCUACGGCGUGUUCAGCUGGCGAUUGGUGAUGAACUGCGUUACUUUGGUGCUGGGUGCGCUCGGAUUCGUUACCGGCACGUACGCGAGCGUCUACGAGAUAAUUGGCGCGUUCCAGAAAGUGGUGGUCACCGCCGCCGCCGUCACCAACAGCACCAGCGUUAACAACUACACGACUGCACUGGAGGCGCACUGAACGUCCCAUUCUGCACAUCAGCGGCGUCGUGUGAUACACACGUAUAUCGUUGUCGACGUUGUCGUAGACUCACUCGCACACUCGAGUACCCCAACCCUAUACGAUCGUUAUACCUCGCUCACACGUAUAAAAAUAUUAUAUAUAAGUAGGUAUAUAAUGUGAUGUAUGAGACGUGGAUAUUUAAUAUUUAUUAUAAAAUGUAUAAUAUUAUUUAUAUUUUAAAAUAGUAAUUCAGGGUCGGUUGUUUUAAACAACAUCGUAUUAAACAAGGUUCAUAUUAAAAGAACAUUUUUAGUAAACACAUGUUUUAAGACAAGUCUUGUAAGAGUAAGAAAAAACAUUGUUCAAAUUAUAAUUAAAAUAUCCCAAAAUAUGUACAACAUACAAUAUUAUAAUGUUAUGAGUAACU